UGUCACUUGUCAACCUCGCGUGUUAUUUAACCACAAUAAACAAAUUACAACAUUUUCACGUUAAAAGGUGUUCAAAAUGGCAAAUCUACCGCAGAACUAGUCACUGAUGGCUAAUAAAAAAUGCCCCCUUUGCAAGAAAAACCUGAGUCUGCAGCAAGUCAACUUGAGUUUGGCCGUCUACUUGUGCGAGGACCUCAACUGCAAAUACCCGGUGGGCUACGAUUGCACUGUGGUGGAGCGAAAGCUCGAAGACAUGGAUAAAAGUGUGGAUCUUUCGAGCGAGAAAGAAAGCGAGGAGUUGGACGAUUGGAUUCACGAGGUGGUCAAGGAGAAGGUUCCCGAGACCACGAUCGACUUGUCAAACGCCGAAACUGAAAACGAGUCAGCCGAAGACUGGAUUGAUGAUCUCGUGGAAGAGGCGGUGAACGAGGCCCGGCGGUAUGAGGCGUCCAACGAGGUGACCGGCGACAAUUCGGCAAGCAUCGGCGAUUUAGACGACUUUUUAGAUUUUUUGUAGUAUUUAAAUGAAGUGAGUAUUAUUGGUUCAAGUUUCUAUUUUGAGAAAUAAUUUAUGCGUUGUUUUAAUAAAACAAAAAAAAUGA
This is a messenger RNA of Zophobas morio, 602 nucleotides long. RefSeq lists its product as uncharacterized. Bases 107 to 517 code for a protein of 136 amino acids. Lineage: Eukaryota; Metazoa; Arthropoda; Insecta; Coleoptera; Tenebrionidae. The record is from RefSeq and is a predicted model, not a curated record. The transcript has 2 exons.